AUAUUCGAUUAAUGACAAUUUUAUCAUCACUCAUCAUAAAUAAACAAUUAAUAGUGCUACAAGUUGGACACCGAUUUGUGAUACAUGCAUAAUAAACACUUGCAGUGAAUAUUUGGUGUGUGGAUUAAAAUAAAAAAAGUUCAUUUAAAAAUGCUAAUAUUUUUGGGAAUGAUAAUGAUAAUAAAGUAAAAAUCAAAAACGAUUAUGCAAAAUGAACGUACAGUGAAGCUGACUGAUUUAUGUUGGGAUGAUAUAAUUUUUCCUCGUAUUUUAAAUUUGUUAACAUUUCAUGAUUUAUUUAAUAUGAGAUGUUGUUCACAAUUGUAUAAAGAAUUAAUUGAUCAAUAUUUUGCGAAAUAUGUACUUCAUUUGGAUUCGAAAUAUUUUACUAAACAACAAUUUUUGACACUAUUGGAAUAUUGUCAAAAUAUUCGACGUAUAAAAUUGGACAAUGUUGAUUAUGUAUCAAAUGAUAUAUUAGCACAAUUUUUUGAAAACAACAAGAAUAUUGAAUUUUUAACAAUAAUUGGAUGUAAUAAUAUCAGUGAUCAAGCAUUAAAACCAGUUAUAUAUCAUUUUAAAAAACUAACGAAAAUAUGUUUAAUUGAUUGCAAUUGGAUUUCAGAAGGCUUUCUAGAUUGUUUCAUGCAACAUCAUAAAACAAUUGAACACUUUCAUUUGGGUGGCAGUGGUAACAUUAGUUACAAUUGUAUUAAACGUUUAAUGGUACAAUAUAAAUGUAAAAAUAUGGCUGAAAAUUGUAAUGGCAUUUAUAUACAUAAUUUAGAAUAUGUGAAUGUGAGAUGUGCUGUGACAUUUUUAUUAAUAUUUUAA
Chrysoperla carnea is the source of this 834-nucleotide messenger RNA. It is a transcript of the gene jet, whose product is annotated as F-box/LRR-repeat protein 15. Bases 205 to 834 code for a protein of 209 amino acids. The transcript has 3 exons. The record is from RefSeq and is a predicted model, not a curated record. Lineage: Eukaryota; Metazoa; Arthropoda; Insecta; Neuroptera; Chrysopidae.